This is a messenger RNA of Pygocentrus nattereri (red-bellied piranha), 2238 nucleotides long. It is a transcript of the gene serping1, whose product is annotated as serpin peptidase inhibitor, clade G (C1 inhibitor), member 1. The coding region runs from base 219 to 2045 and encodes 608 amino acids. The transcript is spliced from 11 exons. Lineage: Eukaryota; Metazoa; Chordata; Actinopteri; Characiformes; Serrasalmidae. Gene Ontology annotation, biological process: negative regulation of endopeptidase activity. The record is from RefSeq and is a predicted model, not a curated record. Gene Ontology annotation, molecular function: serine-type endopeptidase inhibitor activity.
CCAAACCAACAAACAUUUGAGUAAUAAUUCACCAAUCAGUGGAGAAGAAGAUAUCCAGUUAGGGGGUCGCUAGAGUUACCCCACUGCCACACAGACACACUGUAAACACUUCUGGGGGACGUUGUGGCAGCUGCUGCUGUUAACCGCCAGCUGUCACACACAAUGCCAGCGAGCCGGAUCUGACACAAUCCUCUCCGGCCCAUGAAGGUUGCGAAACUAUGCUGCGUGGUAUCAUCCUCCUGCUGCUGUUGGGGUUCUCGUACUCAUUGUCUGAUAUAGCCAUACCUGUGGGCUCCAACUUCACCCUGACCUGCCCUGGAGACCCUGAUGAGGACUUCCUCUUUCCCAGCUACACCUGGACCUUCACGUCUCAGGGAGGGAAAGAUGUACAGCUGAACUCGACUGAGCCAGAGCUGCAGUUCACGCCAGUCAAGCUCCAACAUACUGGACUGUACACAUGUGUGAUCAAGGGCCAGUCAUCAUACGGCCUGGUGAAGAUAAAGAGGAGGUUCAAUUUGCUAGUUCAAAAGAUUCCCACCUUCUUCAAAUGGUGGGUCGUCAUUGUACCAGAGGGCGCCACUGCGCUGCUCCCCUGCCAUCCUGUCUUCCAACCAAGCACCAACACGAGCAGCGCCACUGCCAGAUGGUCCAAAGGGGAGAAACAGUUUAAAGAGCUGAAAAUUAUGGAAAAAAGCCAGAGCACUGAUGAAGAGAAGGGGAACAAAACUGUAGCCAGCCGGAUCUCCUGGGCUUCUGGAGAUGGGUGGUCCAUCGAGAUUACUGACAUCAAACAAGAGGAUACAGAUGUGUACCGCUGUGGAGUCAGCGUGGGGUCGGAGAUGAAGAUGGUGUUCGUGGAACUGGUCGUGGAGCCUCCCCCGCCCCCUCGCUGUUUGAACCACACGCAGCCGUGGGAGGCGUGUCCUGACCCGGAGAACAGGUCAUGGAAGGCCACAGUGAGCGAAUCAGUCACUGAGUUUUCUGUCCACCUCUACAAGAAGCUGAAGGGCUCACGUUAUGGCCAAAACCUGCUCGUCUCACCCAUCAGCAUCGCCGGACUGCUCUCUCACCUGCUGCUUGGCGCUCGGGGAGAGAUGAGGACACAGCUGGAAAAAGCUCUCUAUCUGCCCACUGAUUUCUCCUGCCUGCACUUGGUGAUGAAGCAGAUGAGAGAGGAGACCAAGGAAUCGAUGAUGAUGGCCAAUCAGAUGUUCUUCAACCCCAAACAUGUGCUUGGAGAAGCUUUCGUCAACCAGUCGCUGGAGUUCUACGAAACAGUGCCUGAAAAGCUGACUGAUAGCGGCGAGGCGAACGUGAAGAUGAUCAAUGAGUGGGUGGAGAGGAAAACACAGAGUAAGAUAAAGAAGCUGGUGGAUUUCAUGGACUCGUCAUCUGAGUUCGUCCUGCUAAACGCCGUCUACUUCAUCGGUAAGUGGAAGGGCUCGUUUGACGAGAAAAGUACAUCCGGAGAGUUUAUGACUCUGUCGGGAAAGCUGGUGUCUGUUCCCAUCCUCUACAGCUCCAAAUUCACUCUGGCCACCACAUACAUCAGCAAAUUAAAGUCUCAGGUGGCGAAAUUCCCCCUCACAGGGAAAAGCAGCCUAUACGUGAUGGUCCCGAAUGCUGCGACACAGAGCGCUCUCGCUUUUCUGGAGGAGAACCUGAAUCUGAAAAAUGUCGAAGCCAUGGUGAAAGAGGUGGACGCGGUCCUACCUGUGUCCGCUGAGGUCACCCUGCCCAAGACUAAACUGACCACGAAUGUAGACCUGGCCACUUUACUGCGGAAAAUGGGUGUGACGGGUCUGUUUGAGUCUCCUAAUCUGUGUGCGAUGUUUCCGGGCGAGAAUGUAGUGGAGCUGACCGACGGCCGCCACCAGGCGUAUAUCUCUCUGACCGAGCAGGGCGUGGAGGCGGCAGCGGCCAGCAGCGUCUCCUUCUCUCGCUCCUUCAACUCCUUCAGCGCCAUGCAGCCCUUCGUCUUCAUCAUCUGGAGCGAACAGACCGCGUGCCCACUGUUCAUGGGCCGAGUCGUCUACCCAGAGUAAGAGGAGAGCAGAGAGAGAGAGAGACAGAAAGAAAGACAGAGGCAGAGAGAGGCAGAGGGAGAGAGGUAUGGCAGUAAGGAGACAGAAGAGAGCAGACAUGUAGCUCCCAUGUUAACCAACAGCUAAUAAAUCAUAACUGUAUAAACAUACUAACAACUGCAACACUGCAAUAAACCAUCUAUAAAAGUGUGAA